This is a messenger RNA of Hydractinia symbiolongicarpus, 3032 nucleotides long. RefSeq names its product DNA ligase 1-like. The transcript is spliced from 25 exons. Gene Ontology annotation, molecular function: DNA ligase (ATP) activity; DNA binding; ATP binding. The record is from RefSeq and is a predicted model, not a curated record. Lineage: Eukaryota; Metazoa; Cnidaria; Hydrozoa; Anthoathecata; Hydractiniidae. The coding region runs from base 96 to 2783 and encodes 895 amino acids. Gene Ontology annotation, cellular component: mitochondrion; nucleus. Gene Ontology annotation, biological process: DNA repair; Okazaki fragment processing involved in mitotic DNA replication; DNA biosynthetic process.
UUUAGUAAACAUAUAUAUUGAACACAAUAAAAAUAUGCCACAAAAGACUAUAGGAUCAUUCUUUACAAAGAAGACUGCCUCAAAGAAGACCGAAAAUGAUGGGAUAUGGUAGAUUUUUACAUCACACCGUAUUUCACUUGAGAAUAAAUUUGUUACAUACUGCUUUGUAUUUGAAUGUUCCUGUUUAUCCACAAAUAAAACAUAUUUUAAAGAGAAACAUUUAUCCUGCUGUAUUCUGCAGACUAGCUUCGAACAAAGAAAUUGAUUCACCAGUAAAAACAUCGAAGAAGGCAAACAAAAAAAGAGUAAUAGAUAGUGAUGAAGAAAGUGAGGAACAUAAUACUUCUAACAAGGCUGUAGCAACAAAUAAUUCGGAGAAUACAGUUGAAAGUAAUGGAAAAAAGGUGAAAAGUGAAGUUUCAAAUGGCCAUGAGGCUGACACUCAAAACAAAUUACCUCCGAAGAGAAAAACUGCUAGAAAGAGUGUCGUUGGACCAACGAAGCGGAAGUUAAGUUCAGAAGAUGAAGUUCCUAACGACAGCAGCACAAAAUGUCAAAAAAUAUCAAGCCAAUGCAAAGAAGACAUUAAGAAGUGUGAUGAUGUUUCGCGUGAUGAAAAAUCAGACAAAGAGAUCACAAAGUCUGCAGACGCAAAAGCUGUGCAAGUUAAAAAAGAAGCAGAUAGUACACCAUGUAAGAAAGACACAGAGAAAGAGGAGUCCCAUAAAAAUGUAGAAAAGAAAAAGACAGGAUCAUUUUUUACAAAAACUGAAACUAAUACAGAAAAAAAAUCUGAGGUAUCAGUAAAGCCUGAAAAUUAUAAUCCAUCGAAAUCCAAAUACCAUCCUGUUGAUGAUGCUUGUUGGAAUGUUGGACAAAAAGUACCAUACCAAGCAUUGAGUAGAACGUUCCAAAAUAUUGAAGAAAUUUCUGCUAGGUUAAAAAUACAAUCAAUAUUGUGCAAUUUCUUUCGUUCUGUUAUUGUUCUCACACCUGAUGAUCUGUUAUCCUGUGUCUAUUUAUGCUUGAAUAAACUAGCACCAGCAUAUGAAGGCAUAGAGUUAGGCAUUGGUGAAAAUGUUUUGAUGAAGGCUGUAUGUGGUGCUACUGGUAAAAGUAUGAAAGAAAUAAAAGCAGAAGUUGCAGAAAAAGGUGACUUGGGCAUUGUUGCUGAGAGCUGCCGUACAAAUCAGAGAAUGAUGUUUGCUCCUCCUCCACUGACUGUAGCGAAUGUUUUUAACAAACUAACAGAAAUAGCAAAAAUGACUGGACAUUCGUCCAUGGCGAAAAAAACUGAAAAAAUACAAGGCAUGUUUGUUGCGUGUCGAAAUUCUGAAGCAAGAUACUUAAUCAGGUCUCUGGGUGGCAAACUCCGAAUCGGAUUAGCAGAGCAGUCAGUGUUAGUCUCUCUUGCCCAUGCUGUCGUUCUCACUCCACCAGGUCAAAGUUAUCCACCAGAGAUAUUAGAUGCUGGCAGUUGUCUAUCAUCCGAAAGUUUGAAGAAGGACAUGGAUGAAGCAGCAUUAGUGAUCAAGACAGCAUAUUGUGAAUUACCUACCUAUAAUGUGAUUAUUGCGAAACUUCUUGAAGCUGGAUGGAAAAAACUACCUGAAACAUGUCAUAUAACACCAGGAAUUCCAUUAAAACCCAUGUUGGCGCAUCCUACUAAAGGAAUUGGCGAAGUUUUGAAAAGAUUUGAUAAUGCAGAAUUUACUUGUGAAUACAAAUACGAUGGUGAACGCGCUCAAAUCCACGUGCUUGAGAAUGGCAAGAUACAUGUUUUCAGCCGGAACCAAGAAAAUAAUACCACUAAAUAUCCGGAUAUUAUAUCUAGGAUGCCCAACGUGAUGAAAUCACAUGUUAAAUCGUGUAUUAUUGACACUGAAUCAGUUGCUUGGGACAAAGAAAAGAAACAAAUUCUACCCUUUCAAGUUCUGACAACAAGGAAAAAGAAGGAUGUUGAUGCAAAUGAGAUAAAAGUGCAAGUUUGCGUUUAUGCAUUCGAUCUGCUUUAUUUAAAUGGAGAGUCACUUGUGAGGAGACCUUUCAAAGAAAGAAGAGAACUACUUCGAGACGCUUUCGAGGAAAUUGAAGGGGAGUUUGUGUUUGCCACUUCAAAAACGUCAUCGGAUACAGAUGAGAUUUCAGAGUUUUUAGAGGAAUCUAUUCAAGGAAACUGCGAGGGUUUGAUGGUGAAAACAUUAGACGUAGACGCCACAUAUGAAAUCGCAAGAAGAUCACAUAACUGGUUGAAGCUCAAGAAAGACUAUCUUGAGGGAGUGGGUGAUACUCUUGAUUUGGUGGUAAUUGGAGGCUACCAUGGCACCGGUAAACGAACGGGAAAAUAUGGCGGAUAUUUGCUAGCUUGUUACGAUGAGGAAAAUGAAGAAUAUCAAUCCAUAUGCAAGACAGGCACUGGAUUUUCAGACGAACAACUGUUAACACACUCCACGUUCUUCAAAAAUCACGUGAUAGAGAAGCCUCGUUCCUACUAUCGUUAUGGUGACAACGUAAAACCAGACCAUUGGUUCGACGCUGUUCAGGUUUGGGAAGUACGAGCUGCUGAUCUUUCAAUAUCCCCAGUUCACAAAGCUGCCAUGGGAAUUGUGGAUCCCCAUAAAGGAAUCUCGUUACGAUUUCCGCGAUUUUUACGUGUUCGAGAGGAUAAAAAACCAGAAGAAGCCACCUCGGCUAAUCAGGUCGCUCAAUUCUACAACAGCCAGCAGCAAAUUCAAAACGCCAACGAAGGUAAGAAAGCAGAAGACGAUGACCAGUUUUACUAACUCUAAGAAAUAGACCUCCGUGGAGGAGUGCAUUAGUUGUGGUUUCCUCCGAAGGAUUAAAUCGCUGAAAUCGCAUAAAAACUCCGAGCAAGAAUUACGCGCUAACGUCUGAAAAAAAAAUCAAGAAGAAAAGAAGCGCCAUUGUAAGAAAAAGACGUUCCUAUUUAUACCAUUUAAAUGCAACUCUCUGUACAUGUUUUCUUGUACGCAAAUCUCUGAAUUUAAAAUAUAUUGUUAAUGUAAGUUUUA